AUGGCCGCACGACCCAAUAGCUCCACAGUCCUUACAGGCAAUUCAGCGCAAGUCGUGGCGAUCAUCGCGCUGCUUCUCGCUCUGUCCGCGGUGUGUACGAGGCCCGUCGCGGCGUCGUUCUGCGCCGACUACGUGAAGGCCUUCAAGUGCCCGACGCUCCCGUCCGUCGAUGACAUCGCCCUCGGCAAGUACACGGGCCGGUGGUACGAGAUCGGGUCGACGGCGCGGUUCCGGUUCACGUUCGAGCUAGGGCUGACGUGUACCACGGCCAACUACACGGCAAAGGGUGUCACGCCCAGCGGCCGCAACAAAGUCAAGGUGGUAAACCGCGGCAGGCGCAGCGUUGCACUCCCGCGUCGCUCGCAGAUCUUCACAACCUCGUUAAACGCCAACCGCAUCGCCAGCAAUCUCAGGAUCGUCUGUGGGGCCGCCAACACCGUCACCCAAGCGAGCGCUCAAGCACAGUCCCUCCUUUCUGCAAAUGCCGCCACGAACAGCAGCAUUGAAUCCCUCGCUGCGGCCGAUAAACUCGCCGCGUUUGCCACGUCGGUGUCGUCUGACGCGGAGAUAAUCGACAACGCACUGAGGGAUUUUCAGACGGAAGCCGACAAGCUGAACAAACGGCCACAGGCCAAGGGGUUCAGCGCCUCGAAGAGCAAGAUGCUCAAAUCCAUAUCCAACAUCCAGGGCGCUGCUGGGCGAAUUCUUCAAGCGGCUUUCACUGGGAAGACUGCGGCACAGGGGCUGUCUGGAGCGCUGAGAGCCAUGGGUGGGGAGAGUGCAGAGACUGCUGCGAACGGGGUACGUGGGAGCUCAACCCAGCAUGCUGCUCUCCUUGGGAUCGGAUCAGCGUAG
Molecule: messenger RNA, 855 nt
Organism: Closterium sp. Naga37s-1
Lineage: Eukaryota; Viridiplantae; Streptophyta; Zygnematophyceae; Desmidiales; Closteriaceae
Source: the annotation of a GenBank genome assembly